GGCCUGCGUCUUUUGGCGAAGGAGUUGCCUCACCAGUUAUUUGAGCAUGUCCUCCGAGAGGCAUUAUUUUUGGAGCGGUGCGACAGAUACACAUCCUAGAGAUCCAAGAUUAUCACCCAAAUAUAAAAUCCCAAGAGGCACGGACACAAAAAUUGGAUUGCGUUACUACAAAAUAUCUGGACGAAGCUGGAUCAAUGCUCCAGAUGCCACUGUUUUUAAUGUUCCAAAGCUCAUAGCUCGUGCACUAAUUUUAGUUACUCUCUCUGAUGUCAAGAAAUCAUCUGAAAGGGGUUUUUAUAUGGAUUACAUGGCCAAGCAACUAUCAAAAAUUGGUGUCCCAGGACAUGAGCAGCUGGAUGUUCUUGAAAAAAUAUUUGAUAUGAUUGAUGUCACCCACCCUGGGAGGCAUAUUAUUGUGUUCUUAGCAGAUGUGACCGUCCAACUCUUAGACAAUGAGAGUAAUGUUGGUGAAGGAGAUGUGACUCUACCGUUUUGGAUCAAUGGAGGACUUACUGAUAAUCAGCAAAAUAUGCUUCUAAGGCUUAUGAUGGAUUUCAGGAGUGGUGUCUCCAAGGGUACUCCUGCAACUUUAUCAUCCGUUCAGGACUUGGAGAAAGUGAGACUUGAUAGUUUGGAAGCUGCAGUUAGACAGAUGGAAUGUGCUAUUUGUAUAGAGGGCCUUGAUCACUUUUAUGCUGCAGAAGAAGGGAAUGAUCAUCAUAUGAUAGCUCGCUUGCCCUGUUCACAUAUGUAUCAUGAAGAUUGCAUUGUCCCAUGGCUCGAGAAUAAUCAAAGGUGUCCCUUGUGCCGAUGCACAGUUGUGAAAUUGCACAAGGCAUCAAAACCCCUAAUGAGGCUGCAUUGGCCCAUGCUCAUGUUGUCUGCGGUUGGUUUGCUGACUGCUACACUGAUUCCCAGAUUGUUUAACUGCAGGUCAAGGAUGAAAAUAUCACCAAAUCGUGUGUCAGUCAGUGCUAGCCGUGUAUUUGGCUGGUAAAUUAGUCUUCAGAACAUUUGCAUUUUCAGUAGAUGAGUGCAGACUGAAUUUAACUUAUUUGGUGCGUGUGUUUGUGUUUCUUACAACUUUAAGUGUCCGGCAACUAACUGAAAUUAAUCCGAAUGAACUUAUUGUUGAAGUUUUAAUGGAUCCUCUGAGAAUAUCUCUCUUGUACAAUCUAAGAAGGAUCCUUUUUGUUUGUUAGUUUCUUCAAUUUCCACCAACAGUCUCUUCUUUAUGAAUC
Molecule: messenger RNA, 1241 nt
Organism: Fragaria vesca subsp. vesca
Lineage: Eukaryota; Viridiplantae; Streptophyta; Magnoliopsida; Rosales; Rosaceae
Exons: 2
Coding region: 47-997 (316 amino acids)
Biological process (GO): protein ubiquitination
Cellular component (GO): cytoplasm
Molecular function (GO): zinc ion binding; ubiquitin protein ligase activity
Source: RefSeq, a predicted model, not a curated record